AUGUUUUUCGAUUUCCGCCCCGAGCAGGUAGUCCCGGUACGUAGUCCCCCACGGUUAAGCUGGGGUUCACCGUGGUAUUUUCGGCUUUUUCCUGUUCGCGUCAAAUUGUGCGAUCGUGCGGUCGCCAGCAUCGCUGCAACCGCGGCCCGAGAGCGCCGCGAGAAUGGGAAGUGGCAUCUCCCUGCCGCUUCCUGCCACGCUCUCAACCUACGGACGACAACGACGGCGCGAUGUCAGCGCGAGUCUGUUUUUGACCUCACGGGGCGGUGCGGCCGACAGCGGAAAAAAGAAAGAGUCAUUCGUCAUACGACUUUCUGCAGACACUUCCAACUCUCGACGGGUGGUUUUCCUACGUCCCCAGGGAUGCGUAUAAAAAAGGUGCGCGGCGUGAAGAUUGUCACUUCCAGAAAAAAACAAGAAAAACUUACAAACUCGCUCGCUGGUGCUGCUGCCGACUCGGACCUCGAGAUGAAACUUGUCCUUUUGUGCCUCCUCGCAGUUUGCUGCUCUUCUUCCCUUCUAGCCCGCGGCGCCGGAAUGACCCUGGAGAGGAGAAAACUGAUUGAAGUCUUGAGGCAACUCGCUGAUGUCAAAGAUUCGCUGCAGCAACGAGAGCUGCUGGUGAACACGCCGCCGCAGAAUAUUGAGGACUGCUGCUGCCUGUCGGCGUUACGAUGCUUCCGGGCCAGCUUGCACGUGCAGUUCAACGUGACGGAAAGAAAGCAAGACAAACUUUACCGGAGCCUCAAGCACCCGAUCACUGAGAGAGGUCUUGACUCAUGUAAAUCGCUUAAUUCUGCGGCUGCCUGCUCAACGUGUGAUUCGCAUCCGAAGGCAACUGCCCGGGAAUUUGUCAACAGACUGGAGUCUCUUAUUCAAAGGGCAAUCAGCAGACUGAGCGUCAGCUAAGCAGGCAGCAAGUUCAAGUCCCAAAUCAUAAAAGACACUAUGCUGAAAAGACGCCCCCAAAAUCAAGCUCCAGCCUCCUAUUUAUUGAACUUAUUUAUUUCUCAUUUUGAGACGACGGUUACCCAAAAAGCUGCUUUGUCGCCCUCUGGUGGGCUCGGCAUUUGGUUCGUGUCGUCAAAUGUUUCAUUAAUUUUAAUGUGAGGUUCUACGACGACGAGUGAUGUGAUUUAUACUAUGUAUGAUAGCAUCUGGUUAAUUUUAUUGACAUUCAUGUAAUUAACAUAAAAUAAAAACCAACUUAAGACCAAUAGUUUUUUUUUCUUUUUUUUAACAAUCAUGCGCUCAAAUGUGAUUAUUCUUCACAAUGAUUUGUGAUUCGGAAAUAUUUAUGAAUUCCUGCAUGUCUGCAUACUUUUUUGCAAUCAGCAAGAUUCAAGCAAAAGGUCCACACUACUGACCAGUAUUGUUUUGGCGCCAUCUGGUGGCAGCUUGGGACCCAAGCACUGGUGACGUCAAUUGAGUUUCAU
This is a messenger RNA of Syngnathoides biaculeatus (alligator pipefish), 1436 nucleotides long. RefSeq names its product interleukin 21 (gene il21). Gene Ontology annotation, cellular component: extracellular region. Lineage: Eukaryota; Metazoa; Chordata; Actinopteri; Syngnathiformes; Syngnathidae. Gene Ontology annotation, biological process: immune response. Gene Ontology annotation, molecular function: cytokine receptor binding. Bases 1 to 909 code for a protein of 302 amino acids. The transcript has 6 exons. The record is from RefSeq and is a predicted model, not a curated record.